AAAUGACUCACUAAACUGUCUGCGCUUCUUUAUUAUGAAGCAGCAAUUUUGAAUGUGAUUUUUAUUAUAAGUCAUCCGGAAACAGUAUUUCUAUACUUCAAUGGGGUAAGACUGUGUAUAUCCGACCUGCUUACCCCACCGAGUAACUUACAGUAUAAUGUUGAGUUCUGCGAUAAAAAAAAUGUCAGUGAGAGAGGCGGCUUCAGAUUCUCAAUCAAAAAGCAGUCACUGUUUCUGUACCCCAUGCCCCCAUUCUUUCUCAAACCUUCCCAUCUCCAUCGAGCGGUUCUCCUGGUGCCACACCUCCACACCUUAUCAAUUAAUAAACGGCCCACCUUCCACCACGUGUAAGUUCGGAUGCACAUAUUACACCACCGAUCCGACGGACCCUGCCACUUCGCUCAACCCCCUUUCUCCUCCCCGGGAUUCCGGCCACUCUUUCGUCAAACCCUAGAGCCUCUCCGAAAAGGAAAAAGUUACUAAGCCCCGCCUUUUCCCGCCUAAUUAUUCCCCCUUUUUUGCUAAUUAAUUAAUUUCGGAUGGCGGAUUCUGAUAACGAUUCCGGCGGAUACAACGGCGGCGGCACGACCCGAGACUCGGCGAGGGAGCAGGACAGGUUCCUGCCCAUAGCGAACGUGAGCCGGAUCAUGAAGAAGGCGCUGCCGGCGAACGCGAAGAUCUCGAAGGACGCGAAGGAGACUGUCCAGGAGUGCGUGUCGGAGUUCAUCAGCUUCAUCACCGGCGAGGCCUCCGACAAGUGCCAGAGGGAGAAGCGGAAGACGAUCAACGGCGACGACCUCCUCUGGGCCAUGACCACGCUCGGAUUCGAGGAGUACGUCGAGCCGCUCAAGAUCUACCUGGCCAAGUACAGAGAGCUGGAGGGGGAGAAGAUCUCGGUGGGCAAUCGCCCCGGGGAGAAGGACGGGAGCGGCGGCGCUGGAUCCGCCGCCGGGAAUUCGAGUUCGGCCGGUAUGUAUGGCGGUCCGGCGGUGUAUAACCAGGGCCAGAUGUACGCGUCUGGAUCGUACCACCAGAGGUAGCGGGGAAGAAAUUGACGAACUUGCCCUUUUACAACAUCGGUUACUAAUACUAAGCUAGGUCUUCAGAAACCAUGUCCGUACAAUUUUCUGCUUAAACUUUCCAGAAUUCGUGAUGUUCUUCUGCUGAACUCAGUGACAAGUGGAGAUUUUAGAUGAAGACGCCACCUUUUUCAUUUCUUUUCUUAUCAUUCCCUUUUUUUAUUUUAUUUUGAAAAUGUAAAACUGAAAAAAGAAUCCUAUAGUGGAGAUUUCAGUGGGAUGCAUGUGGAAAGGUCGGUUGUGACCAUAUGGUGUGUUUAAUGAAUGUACAUAUAUAAAGUUGUGACCGUCAAUGGUAAAGCAAUAAUGUCACUACAAAUUUUCUUGUUGUACAUUAUUGUUCGGUCAUUUCUCUUGUUUUAAAUAAACAAAAAGUGUUUGGGGUAUGUUUGGCACACAAAAGCUUCUAGCUUUUCUGUUUUUCAAAAAGACGUUAAAAGAUUCUAGUUGUAAGUUUGAUACUCUCUCCGUCCCAAAAUUAAUUUAAAACUUUCCUUAUUUCGCAAAUAAUCUACAUCAAAAAAGUGUCCAAACAGUGUCAAACAGUGCAAAACAGUGCACUCCACAGUAAAGUCAAAUUUAUUUUCUUAAUCUGUG
Messenger RNA from Cuscuta epithymum, 1676 nucleotides. The record is from the annotation of a GenBank genome assembly. NCBI's taxonomy places the organism in Eukaryota, Viridiplantae, Streptophyta, Magnoliopsida, Solanales, Convolvulaceae.